Dothidotthia symphoricarpi CBS 119687 is the source of this 1320-nucleotide messenger RNA. RefSeq lists its product as uncharacterized. The record is from RefSeq and is a predicted model, not a curated record. The coding region runs from base 266 to 1177 and encodes 303 amino acids. Lineage: Eukaryota; Fungi; Ascomycota; Dothideomycetes; Pleosporales; Dothidotthiaceae. The transcript has a single exon.
GGCAUGAGACAGUCGCUUGCGCUCAACUUCGAAGAAUCUCCACCAGGCCGUCCUAUGUUCGAGAUUCUUUCGCGUGACCGCUCAGAUUCGUGAGUUACAUUCACAAGAUGAUGUGUGCCUUAGUCUGGAGUAGUUUGACUUUUGGGGCAUACCUGUAACAACAUGAGCUACUUGUGGGCCUGCGGCCUACGAUCUCCGACUCAUUUUCCCUUCCCGAUUGAGUAUACUGACAACUUCCAGUCUGGAGGUUCAGUGUUCGUCGCCCAUGCCAAUUCCAAACACAGCCACGCUAGAGCCUUCUCAUUCAUCAAACCUACUCGCCGGGACGAUUCCAAUCUCGCCAGGCCCGAUGCAGAGGGCUUUCGAGUUGGAUUCAGUUGACACGUCUCUUUCCCCACCCUUGAGUCCGGCACCGUGUGAUCUACUUCCUACGCCCAUGCCUGGAACGAACCUCACUUUCGAGGACAUCCCAACUAACCAUACCGUGUGCUACUCUGACAAUCGUCAUGCGCAGGAAUCUUCGGACUACUUUCCUCUGGUGAAUAACGGAGAUACCACUGAGCAUGUCGAAACUACCCAAGGUUCUUAUGUAGUUGACAGACGCCACUCCGACCAGGAGAUCCAUGGACGACGUCCUCUUCGUCUCGAUGACCAGGAUAAGACUUCCGGAACAACCACCCACCGUAGCGCAGACAGUUGCGCACCGAAUGAGAACGAUUCUCCGGCUCAUAGUGUUGAGCAUCUUGAGCAUCGCAUGAACAUCACGCAUAUCGUCUGGGAAAAAUCCGCCUCACCUUCAUUGACUUCUGUCGACUUGGGCCCGCGGCAGAACAUCUGGGGCAAUCAUAACGGCCUGUACGACGGCACCGGCUACGGUGAGACUCGUGAGAACAUGAUCAACACUUCAAUGCAUAUCAAUGAGUCUGGACCAACAUCGGUCGAAUUCGCCCACAACCACUUGAAUCAGAAUGUCGAAGUGGAUGUCGAGCCGGUCCGAAUCGAGGAAGUUGUUUUGGAGGCUGCUCAUCCUCGAGCUGAGGACGAGAGCCUAGAGGAAGUCAUGCAAGCCUAUACCACCCUUCAACGCAAGAGCCAAGCUAUAUUCCACGACAUAGAGCUGGUAGAUAGCGAUCUCGUGGCAGAUGCCGGCGAGAAAGUGCGCAGCUCAUGUGUGUAGGUGGUAGGGAUCUGACGGUCUCCGUGCCGAGUUCCCUCACAUGGUAUCCAAAGAUGGUAUAAGUUGGAUAUGGAGUACGAUCAUGCAGGUGGAUUUGAUCAUUCUUUCUAAGCAGACUUUACUUCAUAGAUUCACGGCAGCAG